AUGAGAUCAAAUAGUAUCCUCCUGUCGAGCGCCAGCGCCGUUCUGCUUCUUGCUUCCUUCGCCAGCGCCAGCGCCAAGCACGCUGUGCACGAGCACGUUCAAGCGCUCCACCGUCGGCAUCAUGAUCGUCUUGCGCGAUCGACACCCGAGACCGCCGGAGUGGGUGUGGAGAUCAGAUCGCCUUCCCCAGAGACUGCUGCGCCGAUCGUUGAGAAGCGCGAUGGACAAUGCGCGUUCCCUUACGACGCCGGUCUGGUGCCGGUAACACCUGGCUCGAUGAAUGCCGGAUGGGCCAUGAGCCCGGACCAGCCCUGCAAGCCGGGCAACUACUGCCCGUAUGCUUGCCCGCCAGGUCAAGUCAUGGCACAGUGGGACCCCGAGGCGACUUCAUAUACAUAUCCUCAAUCGAUGAAUGGUGGUCUGUAUUGCGACAACAGUGGCCAGAUCUCGAAGCCGUUCCCCGACAAGCCAUAUUGCCAGAGCACGCAAUCCAACAUCGGCGUCCAGAAUGAGGCGGGUGGCGUGGUCUCUUUCUGCCAGACCGUUUUGCCUGGCAACGAAGCCAUGUUGAUUCCGACCGAAGUCUACGACACUGCCACCCUUGCCAAUCCGGGCACCGACUACUGGUGCAAGACCGCUGCCCACUACUACAUCAACGGCCCUGGCGUUGGUGCGGGCGAAGCCUGCGUUUGGGGCACCAAUCAGAAGGAUGUCGGUAAUUGGAGUCCCUAUGUUGCCGGUACCAACGUCGUCGAUAACGGUGAGACCUUUAUCAAGCUUGGCUGGAACCCAAUCUACCUCGAGCCUACCACUCCCUUCCGCAACCAGAUGCCUAACUGGGGCGUCCGGAUCGAGUGCCCCGACGGCAAAUGCAACGGCUUGCCGUGCGAGAUCAGCCCCAAGGACAACUGGGUGAACCAGAUGAAGGGCAGCAAGUCCAGUGGCGCUGGUGGUGGUAGCUUCUGUGUGGUCACUGUGCCCAAGGGUUCAACCGCCAACUUUGUCGUCUAUGGCGGUUCAGGCGGUAGCAACCCCGGACAGUUCUUCCCUGGCAAGCCUUCAGCUUCGACGUGGGAGGACGCCAUGAGCAGCACGACUAGUGCCUCUAACACUGCUUCUACAACUGAAUGGAGCUCCUCCUGGAGCUCGGCCUCUGGCAACUACUCCGUCUCUUCGACCUCGUAUGGACCUAACCCCUCCAAGAUGCCCAACAAGGACCUGUUUGCGACUGAUUCAUCAGACUCGGCGUCGGCCACGCCAACCACCGAGAGGCCAGCCGAAGCUACUGCCGCUGGCCCAUCGGCGGCUCCGACUCUAUCGAGCUCCGGCGCCACGCAGCAAUCAUUCUCGAUUGCCGGCUUCGCGGUCGCUCUGCUCGCUGCUGUAGCAAUGCUAUGA
Molecule: messenger RNA, 1398 nt
Organism: Cyphellophora europaea CBS 101466
Lineage: Eukaryota; Fungi; Ascomycota; Eurotiomycetes; Chaetothyriales; Cyphellophoraceae
Exons: 2
Coding region: 1-1398 (465 amino acids)
Source: RefSeq, a predicted model, not a curated record